Alternaria postmessia is the source of this 1419-nucleotide messenger RNA. RefSeq lists its product as uncharacterized. The record is from RefSeq and is a predicted model, not a curated record. The transcript is spliced from 2 exons. Bases 1 to 1419 code for a protein of 472 amino acids. NCBI's taxonomy places the organism in Eukaryota, Fungi, Ascomycota, Dothideomycetes, Pleosporales, Pleosporaceae.
AUGGCGGUCAAGUUGGACCAUGCGCAUGUUGCGCGUAAGGCUGAAGAAGCCGAGGUAUCUACAUGUGUCUCUGGCAUUAUAGAAGCCUUCACAAAUGGAUUGGACAUCUUCAAAAAGUUGCGCGAGAGGAGAAGAAAGCGCAGAUCAAAGAGAGAUACCGAAGUACCUGAUUCAACAAGUACUGCGGAGCACCAACUUUCAAAAAGCUUACGCAGAGGGCCGGAGGAGGUGGCCGGGAAGUAUACUGAAUGCUACUACAGCGGCAUCGGGCCGCGGUUCGCAAAGGGCGACUCUAUUGCCCAUGCAUCCCUCGCAGAGAUCUUGAUCAAAUUAAACACCGGUCUAGUUGCUAUUAUCGCAGCUUUUUUAAAUCAUGAUGGACACAAAAGCGGAAAGGGCCACCUAGAUCUAGACUACAAGUCAUUGACCCACCUCUCCGAUGCAUCACGUCGCGAAGCACUACAAAGCCUUGCCCAAUUGUAUCAGCGACUAAGCCAAUCUCAACUUCAGCUGCAUAGCAUUGGCGCUCCACCAUGCCCGCGAUGCGGCACAAGUAAACACCACGACUGUUCUUCUCGAAGCACCAGUCCUGAGAAGGAGAAGAGAAAGCACUCGAGCUCUUCUCGCCAACGCUCUUCAGGCCCAGUAGUAACACGCAUGUCCAUCAAAAGUCGGAGCUCGAAUGAACCACGGCUCGUCGUUAUGCGACCAAAGACCACCCGUAAAGACAGCUCAUCGAGUAAGAAAUCUAGCUCAGUGAAGUCGCCAUCCAAUUCAUCACGCAGCUCUUCUCCAUUGGCAUCUCCCGAGCCAAAGAAGAUUCAGAUGGCACCACAACUACCCCUUUAUGUACCUGUCGAGCCAUUCGAGAUUGAGACUUCUGGUGUUAUCAGAGGUACACUAGGUUGCGGUCCAACAAAGACAAGUGGUGCUGUCAAGCAGCGCGUUGAUUCCUUCGACGACCCGCGCGAACCAUGGCCCCAAGAAGCUGCCUACACCACUAGCAAAUCACCCUCCCCAAAGCACCUCAAUGAGCCUACCCCCAAGCUCCCUACCUUUGCCCCUACAUCCCGCCGCUCCUCGUCCCCUGCUCACUCCAAACCCUCAGUCUCUUCCAAGCCGCCAGUUCCAAACAAACCUUCCUACCUAUCCCCUCCGCCAUUACUCGAUCAGGCCCCAGCGACCCUUCACUUCCGUCGUCGCUUGGACAAAGCCACACCAUCUAGCUACACUUUUGCUUCCGACAGCACGAGAUUGGGAGAGAUACCACAGAGACAGUGGACCAAGCCAUUUGAUUACGAGGAAGCUGAACGACUCAACGCGGAGGCUGCCCUGACUGGCUACCCAAAUGCACCGAUGGCAGACUCCAAGGACGCCAAAAAGAAGAAGCGCUUUGGCUUCAUGCGACGAGGUGAUUAA